ACUGGAGAUACAAACAGAGUCCACGCAGCGAGGCUUCUCCACCCACCUCCACCCUCCUCCUCCACCUCCUCCAGCUCGGAUCCGCCGUCGACCGCCCGUCGCUGCUUCUCCCGCAGGAAGAGCUGCAGCUGCAGGACACGGUGCCAUGCGCACGGCGACGUUUCCGCGUGGGCCCGCGCAGUGACAGCCGCGGGGGAUGGAGCGCUCGUCAUCGCAUUCCUGCAGACGCGACCGACGGUGAUCUAGACGGGAGGCUGCGUCGUCCUCACCCAUUCAAGACUACGUCUUCGUCUCCGGGGGAGAUCGCUUCUUGGUGACCAGAGGAACGCGCAUAAAGCCUCAACAAUGGGGGAGCAGCCCAUCUACAGCACGCGGGCCCACGUCUUCCAGAUUGACCCCAACACCAAGAAGAACUGGCUGCCCACCAGCAAGCACGCCGUCACCGUGUCCUACUUCUACGACAGCACGCGCAACGUCUACCGAAUCAUCAGCCUGGAUGGCACCAAGGCGAUAAUUAACAGCACCAUCAGUCCCAACAUGACGUUCACAAAGACUUCGCAGAAGUUUGGCCAGUGGGCGGACAGUCGAGCCAACACCGUCUAUGGCCUGGGAUUCUCCACUGAGCAUCACCUGUCCAAGUUUGCAGAGAAAUUUGCAGAGUAUAAAGAAGCGGCGCGCCUCGCCAAAGAGAAAAGUCAAGAAAAGAUGGAAAUGGCCACCUCGCCCUCGCAGGAAUCUCCAGCUGGGGAGCUGUCCUCACCUCUGACCCCUGUGACUCCGCCCAUGGAAAACAUCAACGGCACCGACGACAUCUGCGACACCACACCCAACUCGGAAUCCAGACCAGAACCGUCGCAGAACGCGCUGGCCUUCGCUCAUAGCCCAGCUAUGACAAAACACUGGGAGGCUGAGUUGGAGGCACUAAAGGGGAACAAUGCCAAGCUAACGGCAGCUCUGCUGGAGUCGACUGCCAACGUCAAGCAGUGGAAACAACAACUGGCUGCCUACCAGGAGGAGGCCGAGAGGCUACACAAACGAGUGACGGAGCUCGAAUGCCAGAGCAACCAAAGCCCAGCCAUCAAAUCCCAGAAGACAGAACUCAACCAAACCAUAGAAGAACUGGAGGCAAUGCUGAGGGACAAAGAAGAGGAAAUGGAAAAACUCAAAGAAGAAUUGGAAACCAUGAACGACCUCAUGGAACAGAAAGAUACCCUCUCCCAGAAACUCCAGGAGACGGAGCUUCGCAGUCGGGUGCUGGAGCAGCAGCUGGCGGGGGCCGAGCAGCGCCUGGAGGAGAACCAGGAAGAGCAAGAGAACUUCAGGAAGAGCCUGCGGACGCUGCUGGAGCUGCUGGACGGCAAGAUCUUCGAGCUGACCGAGCUCAGAGACACCCUGGCCCGACUCAUAGAGGAGGCCAGCUAAGAGACGGAGCUGCCACACGUCAGCGUCACAGAGCCAUAGCACCCACGACAAGCGAGAGCCCCAAAAUCUGAUCUUAAUCGUCCCCUUGCACCCAUCAUGCAGUUUGGAUAAGCUUGUCGUGAUCUUCUCUCCUACGUGGGAACUGUGCCUCAGCGCCAUCUGUUGUUCGACCGCCAGGACUACACCACAGCUUGCAGCAGCAGCAGCACAUCACCCUUCUUCACGCCCCCCCUCCCCCCAUAACACCCGGAAAGUCAUGCGGGAAAAAUUGCUGUUGGGACUCCGAAAACGGCGCCAAACUUCCUCAAAUGUUGUCCUUUCGCUACGUUGAUCCAAAGUGACUGGGCGAUACAGAGAAGCAGCAAAGCGUCGCAGUACCGGAGAAUUAAAGGAUUACGCUACACAAACACUACAGAGGAGAAUCUCUGGUGGUCCAUAGUCUGGACACACACACACCAACUACUACUUUUGAGAUCCUGUUUGAUAACAGCAGUGGCGUUUUGAUACCAGACAUCAGUGGGGCAUUAUGGCAGUUUAAAGUGAAUUAUAUAAAAUAUACAGUAAUAAUUAUCCUUAACAAGUUCUGCUUCCUGUAAAAUCCUGAUUUGAGUCCAACAAGUUAUUGACUGACCGCUACCUAAAUUAAAAAUGGACACCAGUUAAAGGGGAGCUGCACUUAUUUUCUCAUGUGAGUGCGUUCUAAAUAGUAAAACAAAACUGCUAGCAAGAGGCGGCUAACAAUACAGCUAAUGGAGAUUGACCUAUUCCGCCUAUAAAUUCCUCAAAAAUACCUCCCAAAAGCAAGUAUUGUGAUACAUAUCGUAUCGUGAAGUCAUUGUCAAUAACCAUUUCAAUAAAAUAAAUCCAUCCAUCCAUUUUCUACCGCUUGUCCCUUUUGGGGUCGCGGGGGUGCUGGAGCCUAUCCCAGCUGCACUCAGAUUUAUAUAUAUAUAUGUAUAUAUAUAAAAAUGUAAAUACCUAUCUAUCUAUACUACAAUAUAUUAUUCAUCUUAAAAAUGGUAAUUUUUAAACAGGUGAAAUUUCUUCUUUUCUGAAUUUGGCUGCUGACAUACGUGGUAACAUAUUGUGUAAUUUUCAGUUGUAUUAUUUCCUCAAAACUAUCAUUAAUCUACUUGUUAAUUUGUACUUUAAAUGUAAUAAUUUAUUUUUCUGUUGAUUUGACACUGACGAUACCACAAUACUGACGAUACCACAAUAUUCCAAUGCUGACAUUCCCCUUUUUUAACAUCAUUGAACGAUUCAAUAAAUUUAAAAUCACAAUUACAAUCAGACAAUCAGACAAAAACACAUAAAUGUAUUUAUAAAUGUAAACUAAAUACAUACAAUUAUUUAUGUUAUUUUUAAUUGUGUCUUUUUCAAUAAUUUUUUUUUAGGUAAUUCAUUUUUAAAAAGAUGUUUUUUAGGCCAGUGGUCCCCAACCUUUUUGUAAUUGCGGACCGGUCAACGCUUGAAAAUUUGUCCCACGGACACAAUCAUGUGUGCUUACGGACUGUAUCCCUGCAGACUGUAUUGAUCUCUAUUGAUAUAUAAUGUAGGAACCAGAAAUAUUAAUAACAGAAAGAAACAACCCUUUUGUGCGAAUGAGUGUAAAUGGGGGAGGGAGGUUUUUUGGGUUGGUGCACUAAUUUUAAGUGUAUCUUGUGUUUUUUAUGUUGAUUUAAUAAAAAAUAAAAAAAAUAAAAAAAAUAUUAUUAUUAAUUUUUUUUUCUUGUGCGGCCCGGUACCAAUCGAUCCACGGACUGGUACCGGUCUGCGGCCCGGUGGUUGGGGACCACUGUUUUAGGCUAUCUCCGCGCUCGCCAGCUGAGUGUGUACGUCAUGCAUCAGCAACCAAGAAAAGCUUUUGUAACCCGUUUUGAAAAAAUGUUACUGUAAUUUUUAGGCGAAAUAACGUAUUGCGAGAAUCGGUUUGAAUCAAGAAUCAAUUCUGAAUCGAAUCAUCGCCCAAAGAAUCGUAAUCAAAUGGCGACUUGUUUUAAGAUUCACAUCCAUACAAGCAACUCUAACAAAAAAACGACAUUUACGCAGUGCCAUCUACUGGAUGUGUUUGGGCACUGCCCCACUUUGUAAUUUCAUUCAAAAUGGCCACUGCUGGACAUGAUGUAUUCAUUUUGGGAAGGACGUAGGUUGGAUUGAGCGUGAGAACGACUUGCAUCCAGACUGCUUUGAGCUGUCUUCCUGCCAACCUCAAUAUGGUGCGUGUGUGUGUGCCCCUCUUGCCCCAACUGACCUUUUCAAGCCCUGCUUAAAAGUGUGCCUUCUGAGCGCACGUUAAGUCUGUUUGUAAAUAAAAUGUGUGUUUGUGCAGUGACAUGAAGGCCUACACACACACACACACACACACACACACACACACACACACACACACACACACAUUGAGCUAUACUAGACAUGCUCUGUAUACUACACCUCUAUUGUCAUGUUAUCAGGUACUUUUUCAAGUAGUGGACUACACACACACACACACACACACACACACACACACACACACACACACACACACACACACACACACACACACACACACACACACACACACACACACACACACACACACAUUCUUGUAUUUCUUCUUGAGACCUCCGAAAAAUGCCUACCUCUUGAGGACCACCCUUUCUAGAUAUAUAAAGAUUUGGAUUUACAACAUUAAUAAUAUAUACAUACUAUGCAAAUAUAAAAAAGGCAAGCUUUUAGUUUUUGGAGGGCUUAUUUGCAAUUGUUUUUUAAUAUUCAUUAUUUAAUUCAAGUUAUUACAGUAUGUCUCUAUAUACAUUUUUUUUUUUUUAGUAAUUUUGGCCAAAGGGAGCACAUUUCAAUUUCGUACACACACUUGUUAUUACAUAUGUUGGCCAGACGGAAGCACUUCCAUUUUUUUUUUUUUACACACACACUUGUUGUUUCAUAUGUUGACCAGAGGGGGAGCACAUUUAAAACCGACACACAGUCAAAUGGAAAAAUCCCUACUUUUUGGGACAACCCUAAUUUUGAUAGAUUUCACCACCAGGGGUGCAAAUGAGACAUUCUCUAUUAGAUGCAAUGGUUUUCCGUAUUGGGACCAUGAUUUAUGUCCUAACUUGUUCACCGGUCCUCAUAUGGAAGGUACUUUUCCUUGUAGAUGUCUCAAGAAGGGUAGUAAUACAAGAACACACACACACACACACACACGUGUCAAUGCAGCUGAUGAACCCCCGACAAACAGGAAGUGUACUGCUGUUGACCGCUCACCUGUGUGGCAGCCCUGCCGGUCAAAGCGGUGUGUCGCGAAGGGCUUCUAGAGUGUUCUAUCGACUAAAUUGUGUGACUUUCCACCCUCAGUGAAACUGGCCACAGGUUCUCUUUCACUCCUUUUUUUUUUUUUUUUACACACUUGAUAUAACAGUGGUAUAAUUAGAGAUCAAUAUACGACAACUUUGUAUUUGUGUAAAUGAAAUGAAGGCAAAUGCAGUUAUGGGACAAGUGUUACUACUUUGGACACUGAAAAUGCAUAACAGUGCAAUACUCGGAUACACCAGGUUGAUUAUUAUCAUUAUCAUUAUUAUUACUAUUAUUAUGAAUCCACGGCUGCUUCUUUAAAAGUCUUCAAAAUGUUUUGGGUUUUUUUAAACCUCACACAAGAUGCUGCAACUUCUACGGUCCAAACUCACGUGCUGAAUUGAGCACUUUGUGUAACCACAUGUAGAUUUAACUAGCACUUCAACCUAGAUAGUUGGUUAAUACACUGGGAAUAAGGACUUGGGAAGAAGCUUAAAUAUAACACGCUUAAUUGUUGACGAAUGCCUUUGUACAGUAGUGGAUAAGAAGCUUUUCUUUUUCUUUUUUUCUUGUUUUGUAAUGUAUGGUCAUUAUGUAAGUAUGAUUGUUGUAUUUAGAGGUAUGAGAAGACUGGCAAUAUUUUUGACUAUUUAAAAGUAAUUUUGAACUCAUGAUAUUAAAGAAGUACCUCAGGAU
This is a messenger RNA of Entelurus aequoreus (snake pipefish), 5391 nucleotides long. It is a transcript of the gene homer1b, whose product is annotated as homer scaffold protein 1b. The record is from RefSeq and is a predicted model, not a curated record. The transcript is spliced from 10 exons. Gene Ontology annotation, molecular function: G protein-coupled glutamate receptor binding. Gene Ontology annotation, cellular component: cytoplasm; plasma membrane; postsynaptic density. Gene Ontology annotation, biological process: regulation of store-operated calcium entry; G protein-coupled glutamate receptor signaling pathway. The coding region runs from base 346 to 1422 and encodes 358 amino acids. NCBI's taxonomy places the organism in Eukaryota, Metazoa, Chordata, Actinopteri, Syngnathiformes, Syngnathidae.